UCUAGUUGUGCCGACAAGCGACAAGGGGGAAGAAAGAAAAAAGUGUUCGUGAAAAGUGUUCGGAGUGGUCGUCGUGAAAUUUUGCUAGUGUGAUUGAUCAAUCCGAAAUUAACAUCUAUCGACGCUCCACUUGCGAGAAACAUUUGAGUCUUCCCGAAACCAAUUGAAAUCGUUGAGAGUAUAACAUUCGAUAUGGCUCAGGAAGGUCAGGAUAUUCCCACUUUCAAGUGUGUGCUGGUUGGCGAUGGCGGCACUGGCAAGACUACGUUCGUCAAACGCCAUAUGACUGGCGAAUUUGAAAAGAAGUAUGUGGCCACACUCGGUGUGGAGGUGCAUCCUUUAAUCUUCCAUACCAAUCGUGGAGCUAUCCGUUUCAACGUAUGGGAUACAGCAGGACAGGAGAAGUUCGGCGGUCUGCGUGAUGGCUACUAUAUUCAAGGACAAUGCGCGGUAGUUAUGUUCGAUGUAACUUCCCGAGUUACAUACAAAAAUGUGCCCAACUGGCACAGGGAUUUGGUGCGUGUGUGCGAGAACAUUCCCAUAGUUCUCUGCGGCAACAAAGUCGACAUCAAGGACCGGAAAGUUAAGGCCAAAAGCAUUGUCUUUCAUCGUAAAAAGAAUCUUCAGUAUUACGACAUUUCGGCCAAGUCCAACUAUAACUUCGAGAAACCAUUCCUCUGGCUGGCCCGCAAGUUGGUUGGCGAUCCCAACCUAGAGUUCGUUGCCAUGCCGGCACUCCUGCCGCCAGAGGUAAAAAUGGACAAGGACUGGCAGCUGCAAAUCGAACGUGAUUUGCAAGAGGCCCAGGCGACCGCCUUGCCGGAUGAGGAUGAGGAUCUUUAAGCGAGAAGCGUAUUUAAAAUAGUUAACUGAGAGACGGCAGGCCUAUGCACACACAACAUAUACACAUACCCACCACAACAAUCACACACACACAACAUACAAAAGACGGCUCCAGUACCAGAAAAACGAAGAUAAAUCCCCGCACGACCAGAGCAACUGCAGCCGAAACAAACAAAAUCGCAAGCGGCUGCUUGCUCUCCACCCAGUGAUACAUCCAGAACUGUUUUGGCAGCUAAUUUUGUUUAUCUGACAAACGUUUGGAGAUAUCACAACACAGCAGCAACACAACAGCAACAUAACCAGGAAUCCAGAACACAGAAACAGCAGCAGCAGCCACUCCACCAGUGAUGCAUCCACAACAACAACAACAACAUCAGCUGCUGCUGCCCAAAGUUAGGAGACCUCCAGAUGGACACAACAACACCCUCAACAGCAGCACCCCAACCCCGUUUUCCAGUUAGUCGCUCUAUGAAAAUAAGUGCAUAGUUUUUUUUUUUUUAUAAUUAAAUUUUGUUUUGCCCUGGGGCGAGUAAUU
This is a messenger RNA of Drosophila obscura, 1378 nucleotides long. RefSeq names its product GTP-binding nuclear protein Ran (gene Ran). Gene Ontology annotation, cellular component: nucleus; cytoplasm. NCBI's taxonomy places the organism in Eukaryota, Metazoa, Arthropoda, Insecta, Diptera, Drosophilidae. Gene Ontology annotation, biological process: ribosomal subunit export from nucleus; protein import into nucleus. Gene Ontology annotation, molecular function: GTPase activity; GTP binding. The record is from RefSeq and is a predicted model, not a curated record. The transcript has 3 exons. Bases 193 to 843 code for a protein of 216 amino acids.